This is a messenger RNA of Dunckerocampus dactyliophorus (ringed pipefish), 4731 nucleotides long. It is a transcript of the gene ppp4r4, whose product is annotated as protein phosphatase 4, regulatory subunit 4. Gene Ontology annotation, cellular component: cytosol; protein serine/threonine phosphatase complex. The transcript has 25 exons. Bases 520 to 3456 code for a protein of 978 amino acids. Gene Ontology annotation, molecular function: protein phosphatase regulator activity. Lineage: Eukaryota; Metazoa; Chordata; Actinopteri; Syngnathiformes; Syngnathidae. The record is from RefSeq and is a predicted model, not a curated record.
GUUAGAUUUAUUAGAUACAGUGCUGCAAUAUGUGAACAUCUUGAGCAUGUUUGGGGCAUUUAAGAAACUUUUAAAACGAAGUUUAGAACCACCUUUUGGGUGCUACAUAGCAGUGUAAGCUAGCAGGCUACCGUCUGUAGGAGCAGUAAUGGCGCUCGGGAGGAGUUUAGCACGAACUUGUGUAGUUGUCUUUUUGUUUGUUCAUGUAGACAUGUAUAUGCUCUUUAAGACCUGAUAAUAUGUCUGAUAAUAUGUUAACAAUAACAUGUAAGUAUUUUGUAUGGAAAUUGUGUACUUCAAAAGAAAGUUUUGUCAUUUAAGUACAAUAAUGUAAAAAGAGACACUAUUUGUUGUUUUAUUAAUUUGUUUGUUGUUAGUUUGUUGCUGUAUAAGUUCACCUGUGAAAUAAUUAAAACAUUCUGGAUGAGGCUGCCAGAGGGAGACAUCGUGUCCGGUCAUCCUCAUUCAUAUCUUUCCCCUUUUCAGGGUUGUUACAUUUUGGAGGCACCGCUGGGAUGAAUGAAACGAGGGCCAGCUGUCCCAGAUAGACGUCCGCGUUGUUCAUUCAACCCCCCCAAUACAUCUUCAGCCAGGUGGACAAUAACGUGUGGUGGUUCGUCGUCACAGAAGAAAACUUGCACGCUAUCUGAGGUCAACCAACUGUGCCAGGAGAGCUGCAUUGUCGAUUCUACGAGGAGAGCAUUCCACAUCACAUGUCCACAGACUCCAGAGGAAAUCAGUCAGCUGACGGUGGACGAAAACCUCAACGAUAUCGACAGAGCCGUCUACCUCCUCAGUGCGGGUCAGGAGGUACAGAGAGCAAGUGUCAUCGCUAACCUGCCAAGUCUGAUCCGUCAGAAUCCAGCAGAGACGUUCCAUUGGGUCGUACCAAAGGUUCGGGAGGUCCUUGGUGGAGCUGGAGCUGAAAUCCAACUGGCAGCUGCAGUGUCAUUUUUGACCAUCCUGCAGGAUGACAUCGUCCUGAUCCACACACACACUUAUUCCAUACUGAAGACGGUCCUGCUCCACCUGAACCACCGAGAUGCAGUGGUGAGUAACGCCUGGCUGGAGACUCUGUUGUGUGCCAUGGACGUUUUACCAAAGGAGACAAUCAAACAGGAGGUGCUGAGACCUCUUGUCUUCCAAUCUCUGCCUUCACAUUCUCUUCAAACUCGUCUGGCCCGCUGUCGCAUUUUGGGCAAAGUCUUCUGUAAACUGGAUUCUCACACCGUGAAGAAAGAGCUUAUGCCAUUGGCUCGUUCUUUGUGUCAGGAUCCAGAAUUUGAGGUUCGAGCAUGCAUGUGCCGCCAGUUGGAGAGCAUUGCCAUGGCGUCAGGUGUGGACGAGACCAGCAGAGAGCUGCUGCCUGACUUGGUUGACUUGGCGAGAGAUGGGCACAGCGGCGUCCGUCUUGCAGCGUUGGACGCUAUCAUCAACCUGAUGGAGAAGAUUGACAGCGAGAACAGACUUCGUGUUGUGGUUCCCUUGGUGAUGUCGGUGUUCCAGGCAGGUGACGCCAUCAUGGCAUCUUUGUCAUUCCAGUUUGGAAAAAUCUGCAGUCAACUUGCAGGUUGUCUGUCAGACGAGCAGAAGGUCCACUUACUGCAGACAUUCAAGUCGCUGUGUGUUAUUGGUCUCAACACUGAAAGAAACGAAAACAUUGAUGACCAGACAACGCUGAUCCGGUGCAACUGCUGCUACAACCUGCCGACCAUGUUGGCAUUUGCUGACUCCACCCACUUCCUGUCCGACUUGUACCUGUCAUUUUCAAGUCUUUGUUGCGAUCCCGAAGUCAGCGUCCGGAGAAGCGCAGCUGCCAGUUUUCAUCAGGUGGUGAAGUUGCUCAGUUCGAAUGUUGCUCUGGUUCACAAAGAGCUUCUGAUUCUGUUGAAGGAUGACGCUCUGGAGGUGUUGGAUGCUCUGAUGAAUCACUUGGAGGAAACUCUGGAGGUGGUUCUGUUCAGAGGAGAGAAACUGACACAAGACAAAAAGGGUUCCUUCCAGUCUUCCGAACUGCUGUCAGCUCUGCUGUUGGCCGAGCAAAAGGUUGGAGGUUCUCUGCGUUGGAGGCUGCAUGAGAAGCUGUUGCAGCGUUACAGCAUUCUGGCUAAACUACUCCCUGGAGAGCCGCUGCACCAGAGUCUGUCUCCUCGCAUCUUUGUCAUCCUCACUAGCAACAAGGUGUUGCCAGUGCAGAGAGAGGCUGCUCGGAUGUUCUGCACAUUCCUUCGCUAUAACCGCAAACAGGAACACCGUCGCAAGAUGAUGGAGUGGCUGAUCCAAGCUCUGGCUCGGGGGCGGAGUUACUGGAAUCGUCUACGGUUUCUUGAUGUCUGUGAAAAGGCCAGUGAGAUUUUUUCCAGGAAGUACUUCAACCGACACUUCCUAAUCCCAGCACUAGAACUGGUCCAUGAUCCUGUGGCCAACGUCAGGUACAAACUCUGUCAGAUGCUGCCCAGGCUGCGGUCAUCGCUACGCCUGCCGGCCGACAAGCAGCUGUUUCUGCAGCUGGAUUUUUGUGUCCAGAAGCUCCUCUGUACAGAGAAGGACAAAGACGUGGUCACAGCCAUUCACAAGGUUGUGUUGGACCUAGACAAAAUGGACCUCACAGAACCUUUUCAGAGGAGGAAGGACAAUGAUGUGUUGGACCAGAAGAAAGAAACAGAAGAGACACUGCUGCUGGAGAUGGAGCAACUGGAACACCAGCAGAGCGAAGCAAAACCUAACUCUAUCAAACAAUCAGAGAGGCGACGAAGCGACCGAAAUCCCAGUCUGUCUACGACCAAGUCCAAGUCAUUGUCCUUGUCGGUGUCCUCAUCCGGCAAAGAAACGAGGAGGGUCAAACUGUCACGGAGUCGUUCUCUCAGCAGUCAACCGACCGUCUGCAAACCUGACGCAUCGCAACAACCUCUUGGUAGGAAAGCGUUAAGUGGUUCUUCUGGGAGUCGGAAUUCCUCCUCGUUACACAGCAAAGAUGAUUUUUCAAGAACUACCCACUUCAAAUCUCCGUCCACCUCAUACAGGCCAGUGCUGAUCUGCAGCAACUCCACCACCCUCCCUGACAUGGCUGCUUCCGACGGCCAAACAACUACCACCUUAGACCAGAGAGAGGACAGGACCAUUAACAAGGACCACUGGAAUUACAUGACGGAUCAGAGAACCAGUAAUGUAGACCACGGAAACAGUCCUAUUGAACACAAAACUAUGACCAUGGUCCAAAGAGUAAGUGCCUUGGACAGAAGGACAAAUACCUUAGGCCAAAGAAAACCCAGGACCAGUGCGUUGGACCAGAGAGACAACAGCAGCAUUAAGAUAGAUUCUGGAGAUCACAGGAACAGCUUCUUGUACCAGCGCAGUAAAUCCAUAGACGAGCACAGCACUGCACUGGAGGACAGCAAAUCCAGGAAGUUGUUGAUGAAGUCCAACUCUUUCAACGUACAAUCAGGAUGCCGAUGACAGGAUUGACAUCAGCCUUCAUCCAAUCAGGAGUCAGAGAAAGGUGGGGGGUGUUAAUCUCCAAUUUGAUUGGUCAGGUAAACGUCUCAGUGUUUUCAGUGGUGGUUAGUGUAUUUAUCAUCCAGAGAACAAUUUGGUUAUUCUGUGACAUUCUGAGACAAACUAUUGUGCUGCUAUUGUGUCUAAACAAUAUUUUUUAUUAUUUUAUCAUGCUGCAUAGCUGGGCCACUUUGUUGGAAGUCCAGAUUGCUGACAUAUUUGUUCAUUUGUGUCAAGAAAAACACAACUACCUAACAUGAGCUUGCUGUUGUCUUUCAAGCAGAGGGAACUUAACUGACACUUGAUUUGACACAAUUUUAUUAAAGUCCAAUGACUUGACACCGUUACAUCCUUUUUUGCUGCAGCGGCCUGAUUGAUAUUAUUGUUACAUUCCUUUAAAUGAGCCUUGUCAGUGUUGACACAUGUUGUGCUGCCAUUAAUCAUUUAGGUAAAAAGGUCCGUGUGGACAAACAUCACACUCAACAAGCACAAUAUUCAUCAGUUACAACAGGUGAAAGGUCAACUCAUGCAGAAGUGAUGCUUAUAGAUCAUACAUGUUCCUAAUAAAAUGCUCACUAAAGAUGUUAGUCAACUACAAACUAGUUACAUUCCCGAAGGCUGUUUGUAUUUUGAACUGUUGGUAAGUUGUUAUUUGCUAUUUUAUAUAAUUGGUUUUCCUGCACUAUUAGGCAAAGGGGUGUCCAAACUUUUUCUGAGAAAGGCUCCAAGUACCAUUUUGAUAUUUUGUAAACAACACACGUAGAUAUGCUAAGAAGUUAUAUUUCAAGAAAAAAAAACUGCUUAGCUUUGUAAUAUAGAUGGAAAAGCGCAUUCAUUGUAUGAACUUUGGUCUUUUUUUCCCCCUUUUUUAUUUUUAGAUAUUUUGUCUUUCUUCUUAAAUAAUCUUUGUAAAUGUUCUUCUUGUAAAAUUAUGACUUUAUUCCCGUAAUAUAACUUUUUCCCCAAACUAAUUUUCCAAAAACAUCAAUUUGUUUUGUUUGUUUCUCAUAACAUUACGACUUUAUGAAAUAACAUUUUUUCUUUACUAUUUCAACUCUAUGCUAGUAAAGCUUUCCUCAUAUUACAACUUUAUUCUCAUAAAAUUGCAACUUUUUCUCUCAUUAGAAUAUGAGUUUUUUCUCUAAAUAUUUUGACUUUAUUCUCAUCAAAUUAGUUUUUUUUUUUUUAAUGUUCCAAGUACUUCCACUUUCUUCUUGGAAAUUUUCUGCUCGUAAU